UGGCCACGUGGAUUUGUUGAUGUGUGUGCUGUCAGGGUGUGACGUCAUAUGACUUCCGUCAAGAUGGCGACGUCCAUGAUGCAGACAAACCUGUCGCUUUUGCGACAGCAUCUUUCGGUUGCUGUGGGGAAUAGUAGUAGUGUAGUUAAAGCUGUAGCAGUUGCAGUAACAUGUGGAUACUUUUUGACUUUUGCUCAGUCUGUUAUACCAUACGUAGCGGUGACACCGGGCUAUGUUAUUCCACCAAACUUCUGGUUUUGGACAUUCGUGACACACGCCUUUAUUGAAGUACACUUCUGGGAUGUUCUCGUAGAUAUUGCCGUGGUUAUUCUGUGUGGCAAGCUGUUAGAACCGUUAUGGGGUGCUUUAGACAUGCUUUUGUUUUUCUUGAUCGUAAACACAGGAGUAGCGGUUGUCACUGCAUUUUCAUAUUUAAUAUUUUAUCUUGUUUCCAAAAAUGAAGAGUUUUUGUUUGAAACUUACAUCCAUGGACUUGCAGGAUACAUUGCAGGGUUUGCAGUGGCCGUGAAACAAAUCAUGCCAGAUCAUGUGCUCGUUACUUCACCAUUUGGAAAGCUCCGAAACACGCACAUCCCUUUGCUGUUACUGUUUGUGGUGGUGACAUUGCGCCUGGCCGGGCUACUUGAUGGUCCAUACCCAUUCAUGUUUGGGUUUGGCAUCCUCAUCAGCUGGAUCUACCUGAGAUUUUAUCAGAAACAUACAAAUGGAAAUAGGGGAGAUAUGGCUGAUAACUUUGGUUUUCCUAGUUUCUUCCCAAGUCAGCUUCAGCCAUUUGUUGCAAUGUUUUCAAACACUGUUUUCCUGGCCCUGGUGAAGAUAAAGAUUUGUAAGAAGCCACAGAGGAAGUAUGAUGUCAGUUCACCCUCCACUAUCACCAUCACCCUGCCUGGCACUGACCAGGAUGCUGAACGUAGACGACAAGUGGCAUUAAAGGCACUGAACGAGAGACUGAACAAGACGGAGCAGCCUUCCAACUGGCCAUCUUUGGUAGAUGAAGAAGGCAAGGCCUCCCCUGAAAACAGCAGCUCCCCAGCAAAGGAAAGCCUUGUGAAGCCCACUGCCAGACAGGCAGAAACACCAGAGCAACAAGAUCAGAUACAGGGAGCACAGACCUCCACCAAUACUGACAGCUGAGGGACACAACACAAUGUCUGCUUAUGUUAGAGAAUGUCAUUGCUUUCUUUUGGUAGGAGACUGAGCCUAUUGUAUCUUUAAUUUGUGUAAAUCAAGUGAAACCUUAUAUUUCUGUGAACUUAUAACUUUCUCCUCUUGAAAUUUGUAUAUGAAGAGUAAUUCUUUAUAAGUCCAGCAAGAUUGGACAGUUGUAGGAAGAAGAUGAGUUUAGAUCAAAAAGGUUUAGCUUUUGCAAUGUAAAUUCGCCACUUCUCGAAAUGAAAUACAAUAUACAUAUGUAGAUAUAUGCAGAUACAGUUCUCUGUAGGUUCCAUUGUUAUUCCAUAUGAUAAAUGAGUGUUACCAGCAUAGUGAAAGUGUACAUGGGACUUAAAAAGCCACACGUGGGAUUGGUUUUUGACUGUUUAUAUAGGCCUAAGAAAGUUGAUUUAUUGACGUGUUAUGUUGACUUUAUGUUGAAUUUAAUUUUGUCAUGAUUUAUUUUGUCAGAAUAUUUCUAUGAAAUUUUCAAAUUUCCUAUAUUUAUUAAAGACAAACAGACUGUUAAAAGCCUAUAUACUAUACAAUAGUAAAGAGUUCAAUCACUCAAGGCAGUUUCAACUUAUUGUUAUUGGUAUAUACACUGUCAUGAAGAGAUUUUUAAUCUAAGAACUCAUAUAUGUACUUUGGUAGAGAACCAGGAAACCACUGUGUGUAUGUUUAGAGUACAAACACCAGACUGACACCAACAGAGUCACUUGUACCAUAAUGAUGGAAAUGUUGUGAUUGGGUGUUACAUUAAAGGCAUGAAUUAGCAUAUUCUCUAGAAUACCU
Messenger RNA from Pecten maximus, 1968 nucleotides. Its product is annotated as transmembrane protein 115-like. The transcript has 3 exons. Gene Ontology annotation, biological process: retrograde vesicle-mediated transport, Golgi to endoplasmic reticulum. The record is from RefSeq and is a predicted model, not a curated record. NCBI's taxonomy places the organism in Eukaryota, Metazoa, Mollusca, Bivalvia, Pectinida, Pectinidae. The coding region runs from base 49 to 1155 and encodes 368 amino acids. Gene Ontology annotation, cellular component: Golgi apparatus; membrane.